UUAAAAAAAAUUUUCACCAGAGUUUUCUUCGAAAUCGAAUUCUUCAGAUUUAAUUAAAGAUAAAAUAAUCAAGAUUGAUCAACAAAAGACGUCCUAAUGUCCGAUUCGAAGAUUAGAUACCGACGCGAGAGUUUGCACACCAUAUAAAUAUACGCCCAUGUUUUUCUGCAGCUCGCAGUGUCAUUCGUACUGUUUAAUAAAACGCUAAUUUGGAACAACUGUCGAAAUAUUUACAUAAACUUAUAACAAGUCGUAAACAGUAAAUAACCGUUCUAGGGCUGAAAGAUGAAGCUGAUAACGCUCGGGUUUAUCCUGAUCUGUUGCAAUGCCUGGGCAACAAGCACAUAUAAAAAUGUGUUAGAAGAUAUUCUCAUAAAAUUUAAAACUCAAUUAAAGACUGGAAACGAGAAACUUGGACUUCCGAUUCUUGAUCCAUACAGGGCGGAUCAGCUAGACAUCAACUUUAACGAGGAUAUAAUAAAAUUGAACGCGACUUUAAAGAAAAUCGGCGUAAAUGGCUUGUCUGUAUAUGACAUCAUUAAAGCUGACUUCAAACCGAACUAUUAUAUUUCCACGACUAUUCAUCUUUCGUGGCCGCUGGUAGUCGUGAGCACCAACUAUUCUGCAAACGUUACAGCCGAUGAAUUAGAAUUGUACGGCAAAGGACAAAUAAAUAUGUUCGCACAUUACUUGGCUUUCGAAACGCAUAUUGAUUUUAUAACGGACGGUGGAUUUAACGGAUACCUAAAAAUAAAAGAAAUGAAAUUAAAUCUUUCUCUGAAAUCGCUAGAUUUUCAAGCAACAGGUCUCUAUAACGACGAUGAACUGUCCAAAGUAUUGAGUUACGUAAUUUCUGAUAUGGCACCUAAGUUUCUUAGCGAUGAGAUGGUUGUAAAUAGAGUUACACAAAUUGUAAGGAAAAAAUUCGACAGUGUUUUGUCCAGUAUAAGGAUCUUAGACCUAUUAACACUACUUCUAUAAACUUUAAUGUCUUAGUUUAGCGUUAAA
This is a messenger RNA of Solenopsis invicta (red fire ant), 1008 nucleotides long. RefSeq lists its product as uncharacterized. The coding region runs from base 286 to 981 and encodes 231 amino acids. The record is from RefSeq and is a predicted model, not a curated record. The transcript has 6 exons. NCBI's taxonomy places the organism in Eukaryota, Metazoa, Arthropoda, Insecta, Hymenoptera, Formicidae.